UCUCGCUCUACUUUCUCUCUCAUCUCUCUCUCUAUAUCUUCAUAGUCCAUAGGUACGCUGCCCAACUUGAUUAAUUAAUACGCCUUUUCCGCCGGCGGCGCUGAUAAAGGAAAACACCACCUUGUUGACAAGUAUUCUGAUCAUCACACAAAAUGAAAACAAAUUACCGGUGGUAUGGGCCGCUCCUUUUUCACCUUUCCUUCCUCUUUUUCCUGCUGCAAAUGAUUGUCGUCGGAGCUCAGACGCGUCCGCCGCCGACCGACCAGUACCCUUACGCGGCGAGGUUCAGCCCUUCCAUGGCGAUCAUCAUAGUCGUCCUGAUAGCCGCCCUCUUCUUCAUGGGGUUCUUCUCAAUCUACAUCCGCCACUGCUCAGACUCCUCCGGCGCCGGGGGCAGCGUCCGCCGCGCCAUCUCCAUGCGCGCCCGCAGGACUGCGGCGGCGCGUGGGUUGGACCGCUCCGUCAUCGACACCUUCCCAACUUUCUCCUACUCUGAGGUGAAAGACCACAAGAUCGGGAAAGGCGGCCUUGAGUGCGCUGUUUGUUUGAACGAGUUUGAAGAGGAUGAAACGCUGCGUUUGCUGCCGAAGUGCGACCACGUGUUCCAUCCUGAGUGCAUCGACGCCUGGCUCGAGUCACACGUCACCUGUCCGGUCUGCCGAGCCAAUCUCUCUCCUGAUCAGACUCAGACCGCCGACGAGAGUCCGGUUCAAGUUUCAUCAGAAUCAAACGACAACACCACCACCACCACCAUUAAUUCAAGGAGUAAUUCAAGAAGAGAGGAAAUUGUGAUAGAUGUAGAUGGAGAUCAGAAUCAAAGUAGCUCGAGUUUUGAAUACCCGAACCGGCCGACGAGAUCGUGGUCUAUACAAAGACCGUUUGGUUUAGGUAAGUUUAGAUCUCAUUCAACCGGACACUCCUUUGUCCAGCCGGGACAAAAUCUUGACCGGUUCACUUUGAGGUUGCCUGAACAAGUGAGGAAGGACGUGAUGAACCGGGCCAGCUUCAACCGGACCAGAAGUCAAAUUGCGACUUCGUUGCCCAGAGAAGGAAGCUCGAGAAGGGGCUACAGAACCGGCGGCGGAGGCUACGACGAAGGGAGUAGCAGCCGGCCUGCUGGUGGAAGAUCAUAUUGGAGAAUUGACGGCGGAGCAAAGUCGGACAGGUGGGCGUUUUUCACGAGGGCUUUGUCGAUGAAGUCGCCCAAGGUGGUGGCGGAAGGCGGAGACGGCGGAAGUACAACACCGGUUGUGAAAAUGCCUUCUUUCAAGUGUUUGGAGCCAAAGGCUGUGGAUGAAACCGGUUUGAUCGCCGAUCGUGAACCGGCUAGACAUGCGGUUUAGACUUUAACCCGGUCCGGUCCGAUCCGUAAGAAAUUGUAGCAUAUAAAAGUUGACUUUGACCGGGAGGGCACAAACACGUAUACUGGGACCCAUGGUAGUUGAAUUUAUGCAAGUGAGUACUGAUCAUCAUCAUCAAAUCAAAUCAGAGAGUGGAAAAGGUGCCCCUCGUUGUGUUUUCUUUGGCCUUUUAGUCAAAUAUUCAAUUCCAUUUAUUCAAUAAUUUUCAUCUUUUUUUACCCAGUAUACAAUUCAAGCUGUUAUUAUAUUCCAUCAUUUAUUGAAUAUUGUUUUUUUUUUUUUUUUUUAAUAAUGGAAUAUAUUAUUGAAUAGUAGACACUACUGCUCUGCUGCCUUCUGUUCAUGAGUUUUGGAAGUUGCCACUCGGUCUAUAUUUUGAAUAGCAUAUGUUCUUCCCCUGAUGCCAAUGACAUUAUUAAUUCAAUUAUUCUUUUGUCCGUUA
Molecule: messenger RNA, 1803 nt
Organism: Erythranthe guttata (spotted monkey flower)
Lineage: Eukaryota; Viridiplantae; Streptophyta; Magnoliopsida; Lamiales; Phrymaceae
Product: E3 ubiquitin-protein ligase ATL6
Source: RefSeq, a predicted model, not a curated record